GUGCUUAUUCGCGCCUAAAGGGAAGCAACCAACAGACGAAAAGUGCGUAAAUCUGCCGUGUGUGUCCGUUCAUAAGCGUGGAGGAAAGUGUCUGUCAUCGGGCGGUGACAACGGCAAAAUGUCGAGGAGGAUCACACAGGAUACCUUUGACGCUGUUGUCAGAGAAAACAUAGAAGAAUUUGACAUGGAUGCUGAUGAAGCUUUGAGGGAAGCUGUGGAACAGUUUGAGUCUCAAGGUGUGGACCUCAGUUGUAUAAUAAAAGUUGUACCAACUGUAUCAUCUGACGAUAAAUCAGAAGAGCAUACCCAUGAAGUCUUACAGGCUUUGGAUUCCCUUCGAAUUGGAAAAAACUCCUGUAGCGUUCCAGGAGUAAAUACAAAGGCAGCUCUGGAACACUUUACUCAACAGUGCUCGCUUGGGUUUGCCCAGCGGUACCUAGCUGCUCAAAACAAUGCUUACUUCGUCAUUCUGUCCUGCUGCAAAAAGAACGUGGAUGACCGGGACGCUCUGCUGGUCUCGCUGUCUGCUUUGGCUGCACUGACAGAUGGACAGCCUGAUUUGUUAGAUGUGGAGGGACAGCAGUUUCUUUUGGUUGUCCUUAGCAAGUACCAGGCAGAUGUUUCUGUGAUUUGUGACGCCAUCUGCACCGUACGUCAGUGCUGUUUGAAGCAUGAACAGAACAGACAGGAUUUUGUGAAAGGUGGAGUCUUACCACUGCUGACCCAGUGCAUUGAAAAACACAGUGGAUGUGCUGAGCUAGUCAAGGAAGCCUCUGCAGCUCUUAGGGUCAUGACCUUUGAUGAUGAUGUCCGAGUCACAUAUGGGCACGCCCAUGACCAUGCUAAGAUUAUUGUUCUUCAGCACAGUGGGCUGAAGGUCUUAAUUGAGGCUGCCAAAGAUCACCUUGAUAAUACUUCUGUCCUUGGUGAGCUGUGUGCAACUUUGUCACGCCUGGCUGUGAGGAAUGAAUUCUGUCAAGACAUCUGUGAUCUCGGUGGGUUAAAGCUCUUCAUGACUCUCCUGGCAGACAGCUAUGACUCACCGGAAUUGGUUCGGCAGGUACUUAGUGCAAUUAAAGCCAUAGCAGGAAAUGAUGAUGUGAAAGAUGCAGUUGUUAAUGCAGGAGUCGUCCAGCUCACAGUCAUUGCCAUGAACAGGCACAUGAACAUCUCAUCUGUGUGCGAGCGUGGCUGCGCAUGCCUAUCUGUUCUCGCUCUGCGUAAACCCAACAACUGCAAAGUCAUAAUGGAGAAUGGCGGUGCCUCGGCUGCUUUGCAGGCUAUGAAAUGUCAUUCUGAUGUUGUCAGUGUGCAGAAACAGGCAUGUAUGCUUUUGAGAAACUUGGUUGCACGAAUGCGCAGCUAUUGCCAACCACUUCUGGACAUGGGGGCAGAGCCUCUGAUAGCCCAGGCCUUACGCGCUCAUCAAGACUGUGGUGAUGAGGCUAAAGCAGCCCUAAGAGAUCUUGGAUGCCAGGUGGAGCUUCGGGAGCUGUGGACUGGUAAACACAGCAGCCUUGCCAACUAGAGGAAAAGAGUAGCACGAAGGGCUGAAAGCUUCAAAGAGGAAAAUGCUUGAGCGUAAUAAACUCUGAUGUCUGUAUACAUAGUACAACCCCUGAACUCCACUUUGGCACACAUUUUGGCAAGUUCCAGUGAAAUAAUUUCGAAACCCUUUGUGUUGAUUAUGAGCCGUUUUGUGUCCCAUACAUUUUUUUAUUUUAUGUUUGAUACAUAUUUGUUGGUGGGUAAAUUGUUUUGUACAACAUUGGCUAAUUUACUAAUGUAUUUGCAUUCAUGAAAAUAGCAGAUGUCCCAUACGUCCAUUGUUGUGAAUUCUGUGUCCUGUGCUGGCAGUGCCAAAAUUAUUGAACGUCUUACUAGACAUUCCUGUUUGUGCAUAUACUCUACAUUCUGCAUGAUUAUGAUCAAAUUUACUUUUGGUUAUUACCCUGCGUAUUGACAAAGCAGAAACAGCAGAGUAUCUUUUUCA
Thalassophryne amazonica is the source of this 1993-nucleotide messenger RNA. RefSeq names its product armadillo repeat containing 6 (gene armc6). Gene Ontology annotation, biological process: hematopoietic progenitor cell differentiation. Gene Ontology annotation, molecular function: protein binding. Lineage: Eukaryota; Metazoa; Chordata; Actinopteri; Batrachoidiformes; Batrachoididae. The record is from RefSeq and is a predicted model, not a curated record.